CCACUCAAGCGAGUACUCCAGAGCGAUGAUUAAAAGGCAGCCGCCCCGAAUCCCGGGCGCGGGCGGGGAGCGAGUGCCGCAGCCGGAAAACCGCAGCGGCGGCGGCGGCGGCGGCGGGGGAACGACCCAGCGAGCUGCAGAAAGAGGGGCAGGAAAAAAUUACAAGGACAUUACUGAUAAGACAGGAACUGAGAGCUUGGGAUUCGCGGCCUCUCCCAGGCCACCACCUUCGCCGUCAGCAAGGAAGGAAGAGCCGGGAGACGGCAGCGGCGACGGCGGCAGGGGAAGGAGGAGACGGCGACGGGAGGGAACACAGAGGAGGGGACGGGCCGGCGGUGGCCUGUGA
This is a messenger RNA of Symphalangus syndactylus (siamang), 346 nucleotides long. Its product is annotated as natriuretic peptide Oh-NP-like. The record is from RefSeq and is a predicted model, not a curated record. NCBI's taxonomy places the organism in Eukaryota, Metazoa, Chordata, Mammalia, Primates, Hylobatidae.